This is a messenger RNA of Podarcis muralis (Common wall lizard), 1046 nucleotides long. NCBI's taxonomy places the organism in Eukaryota, Metazoa, Chordata, Lepidosauria, Squamata, Lacertidae. The record is from RefSeq and is a predicted model, not a curated record.
CCAAGGGGGCUCCUGCAAUACCAAGAGGAAGGUAGGGCUGACUCACCAUGAAUCGGCCUGAGCUGGUCAAUACAUACAGUGGAUGCCACAUGGCUUGAAAAUAGACGGCAGGAAGGUGCUUGUCAUAAUAGGAGGGGCUGAUGCAGUCCACCGACUCCCUCUUGCACCCUCACUUGUGAAUUCGCCAAAUGGUGAAGAUGGCAGCCCCAGAUUCCUGCCUCUGAAGGAAGUAAUUUCUGCGCCAUUAUCAGCUUGCUUUUUCCUGAUGUUUUACCAGAACUGUCCUUUUCCUCUGUCUUCAUCCAGUAUUCAUAAACUACAGGAGCUUACAGGGCUUCCAGUUGCUAGAUUGAAGCCAGGUCCUCUACAUGAGCUGAUUGUUCAGUUUGCCCUUUCAGAAAACCAUCUGCAUGGUUUGAUAACAAGUACUUCUUCCUUCAUUGUGUCUCUUCCAGGCUGCCCAAAACACUGCUAUUUCCUAGAUAAAGGCAUAGAAAAAUCUGAUACGGCUGGAGCAAUGGUCAAGAAAAUCCCUUUCACCCAUCCCAAAUGUGUGCCUGAUAUGAUUGAAGUUCUCAGACGUCAAGCAGCAUAUAACACCCUCAUUAGCAGCUGUGUGUCUGAGACAACUGAGUGUGAAGAUUCAUCAGACUUGCUUCAUUUUGACGUCGUUCAGCAAAAAGCCACUAGCUUUUCAGUAACAUUCCAGCAUCCACUGGAGGAGAACCUAGCCUGUGUGAUGGUCGAUGUUCUGAGUUCAAGGGACGUUAUAUGCACUCUUCAUACACAUUCUGAAGAUGGAGCAUUAAUCUGCAGCAAUGAUUAUCUCACAAGAGUCCUGAAGCGGUGUAUGUCAAUUCCGGUUCUCAUGAGAGCAAUUUUCAAGAAAGCCACCCAACAAAAAGCUGAGGAAACUUCUCUGAGCAAAGACGGAGUCUGUGAGGAAAACUGCAAAGACCAACAAGUUGAACAUAACCAGCAGUAGUGUGGCUACUUGUGAAACUGAGCAACAGCAUUAUUAUUUUUGGUGUAAUUCUUGGUUUAUU